This is a messenger RNA of Patella vulgata (common limpet), 5389 nucleotides long. RefSeq names its product splicing factor 3B subunit 1. Gene Ontology annotation, cellular component: U12-type spliceosomal complex; U2-type prespliceosome; catalytic step 2 spliceosome. Gene Ontology annotation, biological process: spliceosomal complex assembly. The record is from RefSeq and is a predicted model, not a curated record. Bases 793 to 4326 code for a protein of 1177 amino acids. Gene Ontology annotation, molecular function: mRNA binding. The transcript has 18 exons. NCBI's taxonomy places the organism in Eukaryota, Metazoa, Mollusca, Gastropoda, Patellidae.
AAAUGAUGUACUUGGUAAAUCAGAAGUAGAUUUUUUGUGUUAGACAUAUUUGAAGAACUUUAGAUCGAUUAAUGACUGGGUCAUUUGUGGGCAUGGUGGGUAUUACUUACACGAUUUUAUCCAAAGCAUAUCUAUAUUUACUCAAGUGCAGUAAAUACGGCCAUCAUAAGAUUACACCCCUGGCAUAUAAUGAAUUUUCUUUGAUAAACCGAUACAAAUAUGAUGGGAGCAAUGCAUUUGAUAUUUCAAGGGGUAUAACCUUUUGACGGUUGUUGUUCUUCUCACUGUGAUGUCAUUUGCUUAAAAUACCUUUAGAAAGAAAAAUACUAAUCACAAAAAUCUUUCCUUUCUAGCGUCAACUGUAAACGUAACAAGGAGACGGCCAAUCUACACGACCAAGUUAUUGAAUUUAAUAAUUUGAUGAAAACUUUCAUUAACUAAAAUCCAUCAGACUAGGGAAUUUGGUUUUCUCUUUCAUUUAUUUUGAAACAAGAUCAGGAUAAUAAGAAAUAUAGAAUAUUUUUUUGAGUAAAAUUUUAUUCCGAGUAAAAUUUGUAACUUUUGUAGUAAAUGCUUAUGAUUUAAGGACUGUAUAUGAAUGUGUUAUUACCAAGGUAUUGUUUAGUUUAUUUUGAUAAAUGAUGACAAAUGGUGAGAAAUUAUAAAACUUUAAGACUAAUUUUAGGACCAGAUAUCAAAAUGCAUCAAAUGUGAUGCCGAAUGGAGUAACCAGGCUGUCACAGUGGGAAAACGCCAGAUCCCAAGCAAAAUGCCAGAACUUACUCUGACGUCAUGACAGAAUUACAGCUUGGUAAAGAGCAGGCUGGUCUUCGUAAGAUGAUGACAGACAAAGCUAAGUCAGGUGAUUUACAGCAGGUAGCUAAUGGAGACUCACAGAAGAAAGCUCCAUCCAAGAGACGAAGAUGGGAUCAAUCGGCAGAUGAUACACCAGCCAAGAAAAAGUCAACCUGGGAUGUUGCUGAAGCAGUGGGUACUCCUUCAAACAGUCGCUGGGAUGAAACACCCGGUAGAGCUAAAGGUUCAGAGACUCCCGGAGCUACACCUGGAGCCAGCACAAGAAUGUGGGAUACAACACCUGGUCAUGCUACACCAGGUGCUGCUACACCUGGUCGUGAUACACCUGGUAAUCAGCCUACACCUAGUGCUCGUAGAAACAGAUGGGAUGAAACACCUAAAACAGAGAGAGGUACUCCAGGCCAUGGAAGUGGUUGGGCUGAAACCCCUAAAACAGACAGAGGUGGUGACCUUAUAGAAGACACACCCACCCCUGGGGCCAGUAAACGUAGAUCCCGAUGGGAUGAAACACCCGGAGCAAAUACUCCCGGUGGUAUGACUCCCACUAUGACACCUGGUGGUAUGACACCAACUAUGACACCUGGAGGAAUGACACCAUCCGGAACGCCAAGUGGAAUGACCCCAGGUGGCAUGACCCCCAGUUCUAUGACGCCCAGCGGUACAACUCCAACAGGUCAGAAAGCUAUGGCUAUGGCCACACCUACUCCAGGUCAUCUAAUGUCCAUGACUCCAGAACAGUUACAAGCAUAUUCCUGGCAGAGAGAAAUUGACGAAAGAAAUCGUCCUUUACCUGACGAAGAACUUGAUGCCAUAUUACCACCUGGUUAUAAAACUAUCCAACCACCAGCCGGGUAUGUACCUAUUCGUACACCAGCUAGAAAGUUAAUUGCCACCCCAACACCUAUGGCUGGUACACCUGUUGGUUUCAGAAUGCAGACACCUGAUAGUAAAACACAGGUAGUUGAUAUGCAGCCUAAAGGUAAUUUACCUAUGAUGAAACCAGAUGAUAUGCAGUAUUUUGAUAAAUUAUUGGUGGAUGUGGAUGAAGAAACUUUAAGUCCAGAAGAACAAAAAGAGAGAAAAAUCAUGAAACUAUUAUUGAAGAUAAAGAAUGGUACUCCACCUAUGAGAAAAGCUGCAUUAAGGCAAGUUACUGAGAAAGCAAGAGAAUUUGGAGCAGGACCACUGUUUAAUCAGAUUUUACCUUUACUCAUGUCACCAUCACUUGAAGAUCAAGAACGUCAUUUAUUAGUUAAAGUUAUUGAUCGUAUCUUGUACAAACUGGAUGAUCUUGUCAGACCCUAUGUACAUAAGAUACUUGUUGUCAUUGAACCACUGUUGAUUGAUGAAGAUUACUUCGCACGUGUUGAAGGAAGAGAAAUUAUCUCCAAUUUAGCUAAGGCUGCAGGUUUAGCUACUAUGAUUUCUACCAUGAGACCUGAUAUUGACAAUAUGGAUGAAUACGUACGUAACACAACAGCCAGAGCUUUUGCUGUUGUUGCAUCUGCUCUUGGAAUCCCAGCACUUCUCCCGUUUUUAAAAGCUGUAUGUAAAAGUAAGAAAUCCUGGCAGGCUAGACAUACUGGUAUAAAGAUUGUACAACAAAUUGCUAUCUUAAUGGGUUGUGCUAUUUUACCUCAUCUUAAAAACUUGGUGGAAAUUAUUGAACAUGGAUUGGUUGAUGAACAACAGAAAGUUCGAACUAUAACAGCUUUAGCUCUGGCUGCGUUAGCAGAAGCUGCUACACCGUAUGGUAUUGAAUCUUUUGAUAGUGUAUUGAAACCAUUGUGGAAGGGUAUCAGACAACACAGAGGAAAAGGUUUGGCAGCUUUUCUCAAAGCUAUUGGUUAUUUGAUUCCAUUGAUGGAUGCUGAGUAUGCUAACUACUAUACAAGGGAAGUCAUGUUGAUCCUUAUUCGAGAAUUUCAAUCUCCUGAUGAAGAAAUGAAAAAGAUUGUAUUAAAGGUAGUAAAACAGUGCUGUGCUACUGAUGGUGUGGAACCACAAUAUAUUAAAGAUGAAAUCCUUCCGCCAUUCUUCAAACAUUUCUGGAAUCAAAGAAUGGCAUUAGAUCGCAGAAAUUACAGACAGUUGGUAGAUACAACUGUAGAAAUAGCAAAUAAAGUUGGUGCUGCAGAAAUAACAGGAAGAGUUGUUGAUGAUUUAAAAGAUGAAGCUGAACAAUACCGUAAGAUGGUAAUGGAGACAAUAGAAAAGAUAAUGGGUAAUUUAGGAGCUACAGAUAUUGAUUCAAGAUUAGAAGAACAGUUGAUUGAUGGUAUAUUGUAUGCCUUUCAAGAACAGACUACGGAGGAUGUGGUAAUGUUAAAUGGUUUUGGCACUGUAGUUAAUGCUCUAGGUAAAAGAGUGAAGCCAUAUUUACCACAGAUCUGUGGUACUAUUCUCUGGCGUCUCAAUAAUAAAUCAGCUAAAGUACGACAACAAGCAGCAGAUCUGAUUUCUAGAAUUGCUAUUGUCAUGAAAACUUGUCAAGAGGAAAAGUUAAUGGGUCAUCUUGGUGUUGUGUUAUAUGAAUAUCUAGGAGAGGAAUAUCCUGAAGUAUUAGGAAGUAUAUUAGGAGCAUUAAAAGCUAUUGUAAAUGUUAUUGGUAUGACUAAAAUGACUCCACCUAUAAAAGAUUUGUUACCACGUCUUACACCCAUCUUAAAGAACAGACAUGAGAAAGUGCAGGAGAAUUGUAUAGAUUUAGUAGGAAGAAUAGCCGAUAGAGGUGCAGAGUUUGUAGCAGCUAGAGAGUGGAUGAGAAUCUGUUUUGAACUACUUGAAUUACUUAAAGCUCACAAAAAAGCAAUUCGUAGAGCUACAGUCAACACAUUUGGUUAUAUUGCCAAGGCUAUUGGACCCCAUGAUGUCCUGGCUACUCUACUUAACAAUCUUAAAGUACAAGAAAGACAGAACAGAGUGUGUACAACUGUUGCCAUAGCAAUAGUUGCAGAGACAUGUUCACCAUUCACAGUUUUACCAGCUUUGAUGAAUGAAUAUAGAGUACCAGAACUGAAUGUACAAAAUGGUGUACUGAAAUCAUUAUCAUUUAUGUUUGAAUAUAUUGGUGAAAUGGGAAAAGAUUAUAUUUAUGCAGUGACUCCAUUGUUAGAAGAUGCUUUAAUGGACAGAGAUUUAGUGCACCGACAGACAGGUAUGGCUGCUAUACAACAUAUGGCUCUAGGUGUAUAUGGUUUUGGCUGUGAAGAUGCUCUAACACAUCUGUUAAAUUAUGUUUGGCCAAAUGUAUUUGAAACUUCACCUCACGUUGUUCAGGCAUUUAUGGGAGCUGUAGAAGGUAUCAGAGUAGCGAUUGGACCAUCAAAAAUAUUACAAUAUGUCUUACAGGGAUUAUUUCAUCCAGCAAGAAAAGUUCGUGAUGUGUACUGGAAGGUUUAUAAUACAGUUUAUAUCGGCGCUCAGGAUGGCAUGAUCCCUGCAUAUCCCAGAAUACCUAAUGAUGCCAAGAACCAAUACAUCAGAUAUGAACUUGAUUAUGUUUUAUAGUUUUAAAAAAACAGUUUCUCUUAUUUGAGAAAUAUUGUAAAUAGCAAAAUCAUCAAAUCAUUAUUAUUGUAAGCAGUGGUACACCUAAUCUGGAUGCACAGUCACAAAGGCUGUAUUCUUUUUCUAGAAUAUACAGAAGUUCUAUUGGCAUCAAAAUUUAGUAUUUAAAAUAUCUUAAUAAUAUAAUUUGAAUUUGUAGUAAUUCACAAAUUGUUUUUUUUUAAUCUCUCCAUUGUUGAAUAAAUAAUUACCAUCCUUAUGUUAAAUACCAUGGAAGAAAUAUACAAGACGAUGGCCCAAGCUACUUAGUCAAUUGAGUGAAAUGUCUUCUUAUUAUUACUUUGUCUGACAGUUAUAUAGAAAAGGCAGUACCAUUGUUUCAGAAAGAGUGGGCUUUUUUGGAUAUGUUAUCGUAGUUGGUUGUAAGAUAUUAAAACUUGGACUGUUUUGUUGAUCAUAGCAGAUAAUUGGAUAAUUUGUAUAGUGGAUUAAUAUGUUCUUCAUUCCCUAAGAAAUUCAUUUUUCACCUCUUGAAAAUGUGAACUUCAAUUGCGAUGUUCCUUGGAGCACAGCACAUGGUUGUAACUAGUUUGUUUUUGGACCCUACAUUAAUGGGGAAAAUUGGUUCAUUUAUCACAGUUGUACACCAAUUUGCAGAAAUUACACAAAAUUGUAGAAAGUAAUAAUACUCUCAUUUGAACUUGGCCUGUAUAGUUUCCCAGUUUUACUUCUGAAAAUGUCCUUACUUCAAGUGACAAGAUGACCACACUUUGCAACACUGUAUUUUCAUGCUCCAUUUAUUGUUCCCUUACGCUAGUAACAGAUGCUUGGUUCUAAACUUUGUUUCUCCGUUUAGAAAUCUAAGGAAUCGGGAAUAGGAUAUUAAAAACAUAAGUUUGCUUUUUAGUCAGAAUUCGUCCUAUUUUAAUGUAUAUAGAAUGAAAAAAACACCUGAAUGCAAUAUUUAAAUGUCUUCAUCAAGAUAAGCUUUGACUUGUAUGUUAAAAAGUGCUAUGUAACUUUGUUAAUCAUCAUUGAAAUAAACUGUCACUGUAUAUAAACA